Molecule: messenger RNA, 917 nt
Organism: Dinoponera quadriceps
Lineage: Eukaryota; Metazoa; Arthropoda; Insecta; Hymenoptera; Formicidae
Product: protein dpy-30 homolog
Exons: 3
Coding region: 27-365 (112 amino acids)
Cellular component (GO): Set1C/COMPASS complex
Source: RefSeq, a predicted model, not a curated record
GGUUGGUAGCGACGGUUGUUUACACCAUGGCGACCGGCGGUGAUAAUGCGACCGAGGAACGAACCGAAUCGACGGCUCCAGCUCAACCCAUCUCCAAUGUUGUGUCCGAGGCAACGCACAAAGUAGGAAUGGAUAAGGAUGCUGACAUCUCCGGCAUACCACCGGCACCAAAGAAACCUCGCGUUGAAGUGCAAUCCCUCCCAACCAGACAGUAUUUGGAUCAGACCGUAGUACCGAUACUGCUGCAAGCGUUAUCCUGCUUAGCCAAGGAGAGGCCUGCCGACCCCAUAAGCUUCCUCGCCGGUUACUUGCUGAGAAAUAAAAGUCAAUACGACAGCGGCGGCUCGCCGCCGACUAGUCAGUGAAUGCUUCCCCGUCCGCAUACGCGUUUUGUGAAGAUCCACGGACGAUUACUUCGUAAGAACUCUUCCUUUAUCCUCAAGACUAUACACGGGAAAUUCGGCGUGUGUAAUCUCACGUAGGUGUACUAUCAUGUUGAAUAAAAUGUAUUAGCAUUUUGCUAAUGUCCUUGUAGCAGGAUGAUAUGUGGUACUCUUCUACGGAAUAAUAUACAUUUUAAAGAUACUGAAAUUAUUUUAAAUAAAUAUUAUUGCUUUUUAAUAUGAAGGAAAGAAUUGCGAUAUUCGUACAAGUUGUCCCGAUGCGAUGAUACAGCUGUGAGAUCGAUAGUCAAAUCAAGGUAUUGAUUGAUUGAUUCGUGAUUACUUCGCGGGCAGGCGCAUCGAUCUUACAUCAGCGUGAAGGUUUAACACGUUAAGUGGCCGUGCGGGCCAUCGAUGGCCCCCAAAUUGGACUUUCCGUUCAGGCUUCGUCAUGUAUAUUUCAUGUCAUCUCUUAUCUUCACAAUAAUGACUUUUACAAUCUUAUACAUAUACGAUUAUUAUAUCUUACAUAAA